Messenger RNA from Populus euphratica (Euphrates poplar), 1507 nucleotides. Its product is annotated as protein enabled homolog. Lineage: Eukaryota; Viridiplantae; Streptophyta; Magnoliopsida; Malpighiales; Salicaceae. The coding region runs from base 276 to 1040 and encodes 254 amino acids. The record is from RefSeq and is a predicted model, not a curated record. The transcript has 2 exons.
AAAAUAAACGGGCUACUCUGCUGCUGCAGAGAAAAGACGGGAAGCAUAGGAUAUUAGAAAAUUGGCAUCAAUGGCCUUUGGCUUUUUGUGCCUUUGUCCAACCCCUUGUGAGAACGGAUGUAGAAAACAGUGGACACUUGGAUAGCAACAACUUCUUAUAAAAGAGCUACCUAAACCACUCAAAACCCCCCCUCCCUCUCCCUCUCCCUCUCCCUUAGAAAGAAAAGAAAAGAAAACUUUGCUUAGUCCACUCCACAAGUCAAGUGAAGAAAAUCAUGGACAACCAAAGAGGUUCUGUUCUUAGCUGGGCUUACUACUGCCAGGGAAAGACAAUGGAUGAACUGAGGAAUUCCCUUUUGUACACAACUUUGGAGCUGGAGCAAACAAGGGUAGCAGUUCAAGAAGAGCUAAGAAAGAAAGAUGACCAGUUGUUCCAUCUCAAGGAUCUACUGAUCAAAGCCAUCAGAGAAAGAGACGAGGCACAAGAGAAAUGUCAAAGACUUGUCACUGAGAAAGUCCUGCUCCAACAGCAGCCACAACAUCACCAAAAUGCUCCUCUCUCUGGGAUUUCCAGCAUUGAAGAUGAACCGAGAAGAGGAAUUGACUCCAGCAAUGGCUUCUCAUCAUCAGACUGUGAAGAGAGCAUUGUUUCAUCUCCAGUUAUUGACCCAACUCCACAACCAUCCCAAUUGCCCCCACCUGCAGCACCACAAACUAUCCCCCAAGCAGCAAUUGAGUUAGUUCCUGAAAAGCCAUUACCUGAAAAGGGAAAGCUUUUACAGGCAGUAAUGAAAGCUGGUCCCCUCUUACAGACUCUCCUUCUAGCUGGACCACUUCCUCAAUGGAGACACCCACCACCACCACUCGAGUCCUUUGAGAUCCCACCUGUUACCAUACCUUCACCACCACCCCCACCCGCACCUCAGCUCAUCCACCAAGACUCAUUUAUCAACAUUAAUGGUUGCAAUAGAAAAAGGGUUCGCUGUGAUGGCUCUGAUUCUUCUACAAAGACCAAGUAUCAGAACAUAGUCCUCCACUGACAACCCACGCAACCCACUAAGUUAUGAUUUCACAAUUUUUAUAUAUUUAUAUCAUUUAAUAUAUCACUAAGAGAAUUAGUCAGGAAUGGAAGAAAAUUAGUGAGGAAUGGAAUUGCAAGAUGGUGUGAACCUGAUCUAGCAUUUUUGUACAGAAGUUUGUUUAGAGAAGCUAUUCUAAGUUGACUGAAGUGAAGACAAAACAGAAGAGUUAAGUAGAUGAUGGCCUUGUUCUUGGCUUGUUUUGGCCAAUGUUUUUUGGGCGGAGAUUUUUGUCUCUUUUUCUAUCUUCUUCACAUUUCAGUUUUUGUUCCAUGAUGUGAAAGGGGGUUUGAUGAUUUCACUUUCCUGUUGCAAGUAACUAUAACUUGGAUAUCUUUAUGCCUAGCUAGUCAAGUAAAACUGUAAAAGUGUGUGCAAGUUUGAGGAAGAAGUGUGUGGAUUUGAGAGGGAGAGGCCUCUCAAAUCCA